This is a messenger RNA of Passer montanus (Eurasian tree sparrow), 715 nucleotides long. RefSeq names its product myosin-6-like. Gene Ontology annotation, cellular component: myosin complex; vesicle; cytoplasm. The transcript has 7 exons. Gene Ontology annotation, biological process: actin filament organization; vesicle transport along actin filament. NCBI's taxonomy places the organism in Eukaryota, Metazoa, Chordata, Aves, Passeriformes, Passeridae. The annotation marks the transcript as partial. Gene Ontology annotation, molecular function: ATP binding; microfilament motor activity; actin filament binding. The record is from RefSeq and is a predicted model, not a curated record.
AUGGAGAACUUCAGCCUCAACCCCAAGACCAAGAUGUUUCCAAACUUCAUCCCACCUGACUCCUCUUUUUUCUUGGCAGACCGAGAGAACCAGUCCAUCCUCAUCACCGGAGAAUCCGGGGCGGGGAAGACAGUCAACACUAAGAGGGUCAUCCAAUACUUUGCCAGCAUUGCUGCCAUUGGCGACCGCAAGAAGGAGGUGACCAAUAGCAGCAAGGGCACCCUGGAGGACCAGAUCAUCCAGGCCAACCCUGCCUUGGAAGCCUUCGGCAAUGCCAAGACCCUCCGCAAUGACAACUCCUCCCGAUUUGGGAAGUUCAUCCGGAUCCAUUUCGGGGCCACCGGGAAGUUGGCAUCAGCUGACAUUGAGACCUACCUCCUGGAGAAGUCCCGUGUCAUUUUCCAGCUGAAGGCUGAGAGGAACUACCACAUCUUUUACCAGAUCCUCUCCAACAAGAAGCCAGAGCUGUUGGAGAUGCUUCUCAUCACGAACAACCCCUAUGACUACAGUUAUGUCUCCCAAGGAGAGGUGACUGUGGCCUCCAUUGAUGACUCUGAAGAGCUGUUGGCAACUGACAGCGCUUUUGAUGUCCUGGGCUUCACGGCUGAGGAGAAGGCUGGUGUCUACAAGCUGACAGGCGCCAUCAUGCACUUUGGCAACAUGAAGUUCAAGCAGAAGCAACGAGAAGAGCAGGCAGAACCAGAUGGUACUGAAG